This is a messenger RNA of Photinus pyralis (common eastern firefly), 1476 nucleotides long. RefSeq names its product phenoloxidase-activating factor 1-like. The record is from RefSeq and is a predicted model, not a curated record. Gene Ontology annotation, molecular function: serine-type endopeptidase activity. Lineage: Eukaryota; Metazoa; Arthropoda; Insecta; Coleoptera; Lampyridae. The transcript is spliced from 6 exons. Gene Ontology annotation, biological process: proteolysis. Bases 83 to 1375 code for a protein of 430 amino acids.
UGACACUUAGAAUUUCCACAAAAAUAACACGGAGCGAUUAAGAACGCGUCGACCUUUUCAGUUUAUCUCUGACCUGCCCAACAUGUUAUACGAAGCCGUGAUUGUUCUGUCGUUAUUUAGUGGGACAAUUGGCCAUAGGACUUUCUUCUAUGAUCUUGUAUGGCAAGAUGAAUAUCCUUUGUGGGGUGUUUCAAGAAGAGGUUAUCAAUGCGUAACGCCCAACGAAGAGCGCGCCUUCUGCGUCUCUUUAUUUACAUGCCCCGUUUUGUUGUUAUCCUUGGGCAGUCUGCAACCAGCAGCUCUCGAUUUUGUUAAAAAGUCACUGUGCAAAUCCGAACCCAAGGACGUGUUGGUUUGCUGCGGAAGCUUUGGAAACUUCACCGAAACCACCACCUCCAAGCCAACUACCACACCUUCCGUCCCCAGAAAUCCCACCCCACAAAUCUUUCACAAUAGCACCACACCUACCAUCCCCACAAAGACUACUCCAAAAAGUUUUCACAACACCACCACACCUACCACCCCCACAAAGACGACCCCAAAAAGUUUCCACAACAACACCCUUUUGGCCAGUCGCAAGUUCUGCGGAUAUCAGCACAACGACGAUAGAUUCUCGACUGACAACUCAACGGCACUAGACGAAUUCCCUUGGCUGGCGCACAUCGUGUUCCUUGACGAAGCGGACGAAGAUCCCGAUCAGUACCUGGACCGGUGCAACGGCGUUUUGAUCAACAACCGAUACGUGCUGACGACGGAAUAUUGCGGCACUUAUGCGAAAUCGAUAAAGCUGGGACAGUAUUACACUAACGCGACCGUGGCGUGCGCUGGCCAAUCAGAUUGCACGGAACCAGUUUUGGAAAUUCCCGUAGUGGAGGAGAUCCACAGAUCGAUGGUGUCGGAUGGAUGGCACGACUUCGCUCUCUUACGCCUGGCCAGCAAAGUCAGUUUCUCAGAUUACAUUCGUCCCAUUUGUCUUCCACUGGACGAAUCAGAGGUCCAGGACAGACCCGAGUUGAAAUUUUCAGGAUGGGGUUCGACAGAUGCGGGUGGUGUGGGUAAAAAGCGGCUGGAGUAUAAACCAACGGACAUCUCCGAGUGUGAAAAGCUAGACGAUAAGGGAUUGACUAACGUUACUGAAGUAACACCCGUCUGCUUGAUUCCGACGAAUAAAUAUGGCGAACUCGCGUGCACCGGGGACGAAUCAGGUCCUUUGCUGUACGCGGUCAAGAGGUCACAAUGGUUUGUCGACUCACUAAUCACCCGAGUUUAUUCAAAGCCCACGGACAUAAAUUUAUGUUCCAACGAGCUUCCUAUUACUGGAAUUAAAAUUACUAUGGAUAUCGUUGGAUGGAUUGUUAGUAAUAUGUUGCCAUAAAUGUAUUAAAUAUACGCAAAUUAGAGAGAACUAUAGAUUUCCGCUAAUGGUUCGCAUCUCGCAAAUAAAUAUGACACGACUGUAUUGUAUAAUAUAUGAAU